AUGAGCGACGAGUCCGUCUGGCCUUCCGCGACGAUGGUCGGAAGGCUCUCACGACGAGACGCGGCCGCCUACCUCACCCGGCUGAGCCUCCCACACGCCCUACUCGACUCGCGACCCUCCCUCGACCUCCUCCGGCAACUCCAAUCCGCCCAUGUUCUCGCCGUACCUUUUGAGUCGCUGAGCAUCCACGUUGGGGACUGGCACGAUGACGAGGCGGAGAUCAACCUCGGCGGUGGAGAACUCGUCGGACUGGGCGACAAGGCCUUCAACCGCAUCGUCAACCUCAACCGCGGCGGCUUCUGUUUCUCGGCCAACUCGUCAUUCGCGACGCUCCUGCGGUACUGGGACUUCCGCGUGAGCGAGUGUGCCGCGCGCGUGUUCAGUCACCUGCGGAAGGACCCGGAGGACACGGGCUUUAGCUGGGAACCGACGUCUCACCAAAUCAGCGUCGUCGACUGGGACGGCUCUGACGGGCGAUACUUUGCCGACAUUGGCUUUGGCAGCGGGAACUGCGUCUACCCCAUUCCCUUCCACGACGGCGCAACACAGACUUCAAUCCCUACCGACGACUUCUUCGAGCUGCACUGUACCGACCGCCUACCCGGCUCAUCCCCUCAUCUCCAGCCCGAUAUGCAGCCCUACUGGACAGUCUGGCGCCGAGCAGCUCGUGCCGACGGAUCGUCCUACAUGUCCCCACUCUACUCCUUUGUCCUCCAGUCCGUCGCGGCUGUCGACUUCGCCGUCCUGAACAACUACCAGUACUCGUCGACGAACAGCCGCUUCCGCACAAUGCUUGUUUCGACGAUUCUGCGCUCGAAUGGCGAGCGGCGAACACUCGUUUACUUGGACGGUAUGACCGACGACGAGGGAAAGAAGGCGGCAAAGGUCUACACGAUGACAGCUGUUGAGGAGGGCAAGCGGGAGGAGGAGAAGGAGAUCGAGUGGGUCCCGAUGCGAGUUGGGCCAAUGAGGCGGGUCCUUGAGCGCGACUUUGGCAUGCGCUUCCCGGCGGAGUAUGCGGGAAACUAG
Messenger RNA from Rhodotorula toruloides NP11, 1029 nucleotides. Its product is annotated as arylamine N-acetyltransferase. The coding region runs from base 1 to 1029 and encodes 342 amino acids. NCBI's taxonomy places the organism in Eukaryota, Fungi, Basidiomycota, Microbotryomycetes, Sporidiobolales, Sporidiobolaceae. Gene Ontology annotation, molecular function: acetyltransferase activity. The transcript is spliced from 2 exons. The record is from RefSeq and is a predicted model, not a curated record.